UCAUUUUUACCCCCAAAAUACCGCUUCCCCAAAAAGGCUCUCCAGAGUUCGAGGGACUAGGGUUUCUGCGAAGAAGACAAUACAUAACAUAGAUGGCGGAUGAGCUCUUUGGAGGAGCUGUUUUGGGAGCAGCAGCAGUCAAUGAAUUGGUGAAAGCUGUUUUGAAUCAUUUGACGAGCAUAGCCGUCAAGUUUACGCUGAACAAAUCGUUAGAACCAUUCUUUGGUGUGAUCAUUAAGCUGAACAAAUCGUUGAAUCGUCCCGUGCACGAAACCCUAAAUCGAUUAAAAAUUUGUGAGGUUACCGGAAGAAGAAGCAAGCUCGUGGAAUUGAAGGGGUCAAUCGAAGACGAUUCUGGUGAAAUUGAAUGAAAUAGAUGCGGUUAAACUACGUUGUCAAAAAUUCUCCAUCAAGAUGUGGAAAUUCAAAGUUCAUUGAAGGGGCUGCAUUGGAAGCAGCAUUUGGUGAAUUACUGGAAACUGUGCAGGAUGUCAAAGGCAAAACCAUCAACUUCAAGUCCAACCUCGACCAACUUGAAUCACGACUCAAUUCACUCCAACCAAUUGCACGCCAAAUUGCGAACUUGGACAGAGUGCUCGACUUUCCGGGGGAAGAAGCCAAAAUGUUCACCGAUAGGUUGAAAGAGGCUGCGAAGCUGGUCCGCAAAUGCUCUGAAACUGUUUGCUUGAAUUGUUUCAAGAGGUCUUCCUACUCGAAGAAACUCGUCGAAAUGGAAGAUUUGCUUGUGAAAUUCUUUCAGACCAAUGUGCAAGCUCUGGAGACAAGGGAGAGCAGGAAGAUUCUGGUGAAGGUGAAUGAAAUAGAUGCGAAAUUGGGUAGAAUGUGGUCGGGUAUGAAGAAAGGUGGACAGGUUUGUGAACCGAGUGUGUUUGUAGGUUCGUGUGGAGCUCCGGGGGUUCCCAAUAUUGUUGUUGGACUAGAUGUGCCUCUUCAAGAAUUGAAGAUGAAGUUGCUAAAGGAUGGUGUGCAGGUGGUCGUGCUUUCGGCUCCUGGAGGAUGUGGGAAGACUACAUUGGCAAAAAUGCUCUGCCAUGAUGUCGAAAUUGAAGGAAAAUCUAGGGACAAUAUUUUCUUUGCCACGGUUUCAAAGACACCCAACCUCAAGGCCAUUGUUCGCAACAUGUUUCAACAUAAGAAUUUUCAGGUGCCUGAGUUUCAAAAUGAUGAUGAUGCAAUUGACAAAUUAGGAAACUUGCUGAGCCAGAAUGAAAUAGGAACAAGUCCUAAGUUGUUGGUCCUAGAUGAUGUAUGGUCUGGAUCAGAAUCCCUUAUUCAGAAAUUCAUGUUCCCAAUACCAGAAUACAAAAUAUUGGUUACGUCAAGAUUUGUAUUUCCUAGAUUUGAUUCUACGUAUAAAUUGGAGCUGUUGAAUGAUCAGAAUGCCAUGACUCUUUUUCGUAAUUCAGCAUUUCCUCAAGGUGGGAGCUCCAACAUGCCAGAUGAUCUUGUCAACGAGAUAGUGAGAGGCUGUAGAGGAUUCCCACUGGCCCUAAAAGUGGUUGGUGGAUCACUGUGUGGACAACCUGAGGUGUUCUGGAGAUGUACAUUGAAGCAAUGGUCUGAAGGACAAUCCAUUUUUGAUUCCAACAGUGAUCUGCUUAUUUCUCUCCAAACUAGCAUGGAUGCCUUGGGUGAAAAAACUAAUGGCAAGGAGUGUUUCCUGGACCAAGGUUCAUUUCCUGAAGAUCAAAGGAUCCCUGCCACUGCUCUUAUCGAUAUUUGGGUUGAACUAUACAACCUAGAUGAGAUCCGUGCUCUUGCCAACAUCUAUGAACUAUCCACCCGAAAUUUGGUUAAUCUUAUUCUUACAAGGAAAGAUGCAAUUGAGGUUGACGGCAAUGAGCAUUUUGUCACACAGCAUGAUCUGCUGAGAGAGCUGGCUAUUCACCAGAGCAGCCUAGAGCCAGUAGAACAGAGGAAAAGGUUAAUUAUAGACGUAAGAGGAAAUGACCUUCCCAACUGGUCGAUUGAACAAAUGCAGCAACCCUUCCGCGCCCACCUCUUGUCCAUCUCUACAGAUGAAACAUUCUCCUCAAGCUGGUACAAUAUCCAACUACCUGAAGUAAAAGUUCUAAUAUUGAAUUUCUGGACAAAGAACUACAGCCUACCUGAACUCAUGGAGAAAAUGGACCAAUUGAAGGUUCUGAUCAUCACGAAUUAUGGUUUCUGCCCAGCUAAACUGAGCAACUCUCUUCUACUUGGUUCUUUGUCCAGUCUAAAGAGAAUCAGGCUAGAGAAUAUUUCAGUUUCUUUCCUUAGUAAAUCCACAUUACAAUUCACGAAUUUGCAGAAGAUAUCCUUGAUUAUGUGUGAGAUUGGCGACGCCUUUAAAAACUGUACCAUCGAUAUGCCCCAUAUGUUCCCUAAUCUUUUGGAGAUUGAUAUCGACUGUUGCAUUGAUUUAGUUGAAUUGCCUGAGGGGCUUUGUGACCUUCCCUGCCUUAAGAAGAUCAGCAUCACUAAAUGUCAUGAUCUGGAAGCACUCCCUGAAGGAUUUGGAAGGCUAACAAGUUUGGAAAUGCUGAGGCUUCAUGCCUGUACAAGCCUUUUGGGGCUACCUGAGUCAAUCGGAAGCCUCCAUGAAUUAAGAGUUCUUGAUAUAUCUGACUGUUUAAGCAUGAGUGAAUUGCCAAUGGGGAUCGGUGGGUUGUGUGGUUUGAAAAAGCUCGACGUGAGAGGCUGUGAAUUUCAUAAGUUGCCGCCAUCAGUAAAGGAUCUUUGGCAAUUAAAGGAUGUGAUAUGCAACGAAGAAGCUUCUGAUCUCUGGGAACCCUUUAAAACUUUUCUCACCAAUCUGAAGAUAAAUGUGCUUAAUGAAGACAUCAAUUUGAACUGGCUUCCCAAUCUAAACGUCUGAGAAAUCGGACCGAAUUCGAGAGUUAUCGAAUUCAUGACUUCAUGGUGACAUCAUAUAGUGGACUCCAUCCGCACUCACAAAAAUUGAAAUAAGAAAUUUUCGAAUUCGGUUCUUAAAUCAUUAUUCAUAAAAAAAAAAAAAAAAAAAAAAAGAAAAAAGAAAAAAUGAUGUUUAAACGUAUGUAUUUAUUUUCAGUUGUUUUGUUUAUUGUUAUUAUUAUCGUGAAUGUUAUUAAAUAUUUGGUGUUUGUGGGUGUUGCCGUUACAAUCUUCAAUGUACAAGGUAAAAUGGUUAUGUAUGUCAAUUUUAAGGUUUCUAUAUUCUUUGUAGAACCUAGAUCCUCUCUCGUGCCAUUAAUGUUGUAUCCAAUGUUAUUUCAUAGUUUAUGAAA
Cornus florida is the source of this 3269-nucleotide messenger RNA. RefSeq names its product probable disease resistance protein At5g66900. The record is from RefSeq and is a predicted model, not a curated record. NCBI's taxonomy places the organism in Eukaryota, Viridiplantae, Streptophyta, Magnoliopsida, Cornales, Cornaceae. Gene Ontology annotation, molecular function: ADP binding. Gene Ontology annotation, biological process: defense response to fungus. The transcript is spliced from 6 exons. The coding region runs from base 377 to 2878 and encodes 833 amino acids.